Messenger RNA from Zophobas morio, 2253 nucleotides. Its product is annotated as cGMP-dependent protein kinase-like. The record is from RefSeq and is a predicted model, not a curated record. Lineage: Eukaryota; Metazoa; Arthropoda; Insecta; Coleoptera; Tenebrionidae. The transcript is spliced from 21 exons. The coding region runs from base 63 to 2129 and encodes 688 amino acids.
GUUUUACACAGUGAAUUAUCUUGAUUAGGGCCUCGUUUUAUCCGAGUCUUUCUUGGUUGAAUAUGGGCGGUCUUCUAUCCUUUCCAGGCCCCUAUAUUGAGGAACAGUGUCUUAACGUUUUACCAUUUCUCGCGGGCCUUUCAAAAAGACAAUUUAAAAUUUUGUUGGAAGCUUGCGUUCAAAAUCAAUACAAAGCAGGUUGUCUAGUCGUUUCUGAAGGUGAUUCACCUGGUUUUAAUAUUAUAGUGUCUGGUUCCGUUGAAGUGCUUUCUGUUGAAAAAGAAAACUUUGUUAGCAGACUUGGAGCUGGCAGUUGGUUUGGAGUACUCGACUUAACUGAUAAAACACCUCAAAAAGUGUCACUUGUUGCUGUUGAAGAUCAAACUACUAUUUUGACAAUAAAGCGAUCGCACUAUGAAGCUCUAAAGGAGAAAGAUCCUCACGUAGCUGCUUAUCUGUCACCCAUUAGCGACGGUUCUACACUUAUAAAGCUAAAAAACGUUGCGUUUUUACAAGGAUUGAGCGAGACAAUAAUCCAGCAGCUCUUUUGGCUCUUCCAGUUUCGCUGCUGUCCAAGCGGGACGGUCGUUUGCAAGCAGAAUGAAGUUUCCGAUGGGUUUUAUUUAAUUGUUUCUGGUCGAUGUCAUGUCAGUGUACUGGACGUGAACACCAACACAUCCGUCUUUCUGUGCUCUUUACAAUCCGGCGAGUGGUUUGGCGAAAUAUCUCUGAUCGAGCAUACCAACCGCACUGCGGACGUUGUGGCUUUUGAGGAUUGCUUGUUUCUUUUUCUUUCGCCAGAAAAUUUCAAUAAGUUUAUUCAAGUUCAAGAGCGCCAUAUUCAAGGCAGCUGUCGUGCAUUUGAUUCUUUGAUAAGUAAAAGAACAACCUCGUCGUUGAAGGCGGUGUCCCUCUUCAAUUUUUUGGUUACCAAAGAGAUAGGUCCCGUUAGAAAGUUUGAUGAGGAGAGGCUUGCGUUGUUGGGUUGUCUUUUUAAGUUUGAAAAGUUUGAAGAAGAUCAAGUUAUUUUUCAACAAGGUGAUCAAAGUGAUGCAAUGUUUAUUAUUGUAUCUGGCUCCGUUAGCAUGUCCGUUCAGGUGGGAGAUGAGGAAACUCGGUUGCUCGAACUCCGGAACGGUGACUUUUUCGGUGAAAUGGCUCUUUUCUCAGACUCCCCGCGACCUUUUAAGUGUGCAGCCAAGUCGGACGUUGUCUGUCUCAAGUUGCUCCGUAAAAACUUUCAAGCGUUUUUACAAGUUUCGCCGUCCAUCAGUGAGAAUGUAGAGCAAAUAAUUAGGAAGCGAACUGGGGACUUUUUACUUCGCAUCCCGUUUUUUAGUCAUAUUAAAGAAAAUAAGCCGUGGAGUAAACUUUCCUUACUUGGAAAUCUAUGCCAGUUUGAAUUUUUUCCGUCAGGAAGCACUGUUUUUCGCGAGGGUCAACCCGGAGACAAAUUUUACGUUAUUGUUACUGGCCAGGUCAAGGCGUCCGUCUUUGUGGACGGCUCUGACCACAUCUUGAGCGAAUUGGGCCCCGGCGACUUUUUCGGCGAAGUAGCGUUGACGUGCGACACUACAAGAACCGCCACUAUUACUUGCAAGGAAGCAACCGUUGUCCUUUCGUUGAAUAAGAAAAAUUACGCGGCAUUUCGCAGCCUUGCACCAGAACUCCAACCAAUAAUUCAGCGUUUUGUCGAUGCAAGAACAGUGAAUACCUUAAAGAUGCUGUCACUGUUUAAGAAGGUUAAGGAGAAUAAGCCUUGGAGUAAAAUGGAUAUCCUGGCAAAGAUGUUCUGUUAUGAACAGUUACACGAGGGCGAUGUUUUUUUAGAAAAAGAUACCGACAAGCUCUUCGUUAAGUUGAGCGGGAGUGUGGCUAUCAUCGAUAGCGACGACACUGAGCACGAUGUGAGCGACGGGACGCCGUUUGGAGACCCGUUUAUGCUCAGCACGUUUCAAAGUUCUGUUGACGAUGUCUCCUCGGAAAAGGAGGUUGAAGCAGCCAAAGGCAGGAAAGUUAUUGCUAAAAGCGAAGCUUUAGUAAUAAGUCUCACUCGAGGGCAACUCGAAAAGUUUUUUAAGAUUGCUCCUGAGUUGAAGCAAGAGAUCCUCUCAACUUUCAGAAAAUAGCAGUAAAAAAAAAGGAUGAGAGGACCACGAGAAUCGAAAUCGCUCCUUAACUGAUUGGCGCUGAGAAUAACUUUUUGGCCGGGUUCAAAGGCCGGCAGUCCUAAAUAAGGGCAGGUCGAGCAGC